Cutaneotrichosporon oleaginosum is the source of this 964-nucleotide messenger RNA. RefSeq lists its product as uncharacterized. The record is from RefSeq and is a predicted model, not a curated record. NCBI's taxonomy places the organism in Eukaryota, Fungi, Basidiomycota, Tremellomycetes, Trichosporonales, Trichosporonaceae.
AUCACUCCUAACCAUGAGUUGUUUACAUUCCAAUUGUUCCAAGGUUGUCUAAUUGUGUAAUAAUUCUCCUUUGCGAUGCGAUAAGCGGCGUCCGCUCGUCCGAUCAGAUUUCUGCAAGCGAGGAGGCUUGGGCUGGGGCAUGGGGGAUUGCGAGGACUGAAACUGGCAGCUCGACUAUUCAUGCCUCUCACAUGCUCACACGAAAUGCUCACAUGUUCACCUCACGGGCGCCGAGAUGAGGCGUGGUCCCAGAAUACCUUUUUCGAGUCAAUUUUGUGCCAUACAAUGUCUAUCUUUCAUUUCUAGCGGGGAUUGUCCAGCGGCCGGCGGUUUUGUUGGUGACCGAGGGGGAGGCCGACUGCCGAGCUGCCGAGUGAUGGCCGAGGGUGAAAGAGUUGUAGCCGAGGGUGGUCACGAGUCGACGACGACGACGACGGACACGAGAUCUCUCGCAUCCGACGCGCUUCCGCGCAUCCGCGUACAGCUGUUCUUCUGCUGCUCGAGACAUGCGAAUACACCGAUUGCCUGUCUCGUACAUCCUUUCCACGUCAAACGCCGCACAGCCACCAUGCUCAGUCAUCGCUCCGUUCAACCGAACGUCUCAACACAGCAUCGCGCACAUGCAUGGGCAUGUGCAGAUCGCAUGAACUUGGCGGGACCGCGGACCAGCGCGCCAGCGCGCCAACGCGUCAGCGCGCAGCGGCUCUUUGAUGGAAAUGAGACACGACACGUCCAAGCUAGCAGCUUGCAAGCAUGCAAGCUGGAAUUGCUUUCAGAGUGCCUCACAACCCAGUAGUGUACCACCAUCCAUCAAUCCAUCAUCAGCGCCGCCCGCCGCCCGCCGCCCUCGCGCCGCGCCAAUCCCUCAGGGCGUCAGCCGCCAUCUGACGUCGUUGGAGCUUGCACCUGUCUUCCCUCCCUGUUUGCUCAGCUCUUUUCCUGCUCCUCAGCUGUGCGGGCCGUU